AUGCCGCUAGUCGCGCCUUUCACCAAGCUGGUCAAGAACUCUGCGUACUAUAGUCGCUAUCAAACCAAGUACAAGCGCCGUCGUUCCGGAAAGACCGAUUACUACGCACGAAAGCGUCUCAUCACCCAGGCCAAGAACAAGUACAAUGCGCCAAAAUACCGUCUCGUUGUUCGAUUCACCAACCGUGACAUUGUCAUGCAAAUUGUCACCUCAGAAAUCACUGGCGACAAAGUCUUCUGCGCCGCAUACUCUCACGAGUUGAAGGCAUACGGUAUUGAGCACGGUCUUACCAACUGGGCCGCCGCAUACUGCACUGGUCUCCUGAUCGCUCGUCGUGUCCUCAAGAAGCUCGGCAUGGAUGAGGAUUUCACUGGUGUUGAGGAGGCUGACGGAGAGUACACACUUACUGAGGCUACCGAGGGUGACGAGUCUCGCCGUCCAUUCAAGGCUUUCCUCGAUGUUGGUCUUCACCGCACAUCCACUGGUGCCCGUAUCUUCGGUGCCAUGAAGGGUGCUUCAGAUGGAGGUAUUCUCAUUCCUCACUCUGAGAACCGUUUCCCAGGUUACGAUAUUGAGACCAAGGAGCUCGACGCUGAGACCCUCCGCAAAUACAUCUACGCUGGCCACGUUGCCGAGUACAUGGAGACCCUCGCCGAUGAUGAUGAGGAACGAUACAAGUCCCAGUUCCAGGGCUACAUCGAUGAUGAGAUAGAGGCCGAUGGUUUGGAGGAACUGUACCAGGAUGCUCACAAGCAGAUCCGUGAAGAUCCUUUCAAGAAGGUCGACGGUGCUGCUGAGUCCAAGUCAAAGGACGAGUACAAGAAGGAGUCUCUCAAGUUCAAGGGCCGCAAGUUGACCAAGGACGAGAAGAUGGAGAGAGUCAAGACCAGAAUUGCAGAGAUCAAGGAGGCUGCCGCUUAG
Molecule: messenger RNA, 921 nt
Organism: Glarea lozoyensis ATCC 20868
Lineage: Eukaryota; Fungi; Ascomycota; Leotiomycetes; Helotiales; Helotiaceae
Product: Translational machinery component
Exons: 3
Coding region: 1-921 (306 amino acids)
Biological process (GO): ribosomal large subunit assembly; translation
Cellular component (GO): cytosolic large ribosomal subunit; ribosome
Molecular function (GO): structural constituent of ribosome; 5S rRNA binding
Source: RefSeq, a predicted model, not a curated record